GUCUUGAUUUCCACAUAAAAAAAAAAAAAAAACAGAAACUCCUCUUUCAUUUGAGCGCAUCCAAGCUUCACAACCCCAUCGCGUAGCAGCAUCUCUGCUGAAGCCACCAUUGAAGCUGCUCCCCCCUUCCAAAGACUACCUGUCUGCUGCGACCAGUGGGAGUCAUCUUAUACAUCAAGCAACGCUCUCUGGCCACUAUCUUCCGGAUUGUUUUCUUCACGCCCAUCUAUCUUGAUCAAGUUAUUCGGCAACAGGAUUUCUAAAUUAUGAACAUGAGAACGAGAAAAUUUGGCAGUGCAAAGUUAUUUUGUCCAUUCUCCUGAGGGCAAAAGGAAACAAACAGCGAACAAGAACAAACAAUAAAAAGAUGUUCUCAUUGUUUUAUGGACUUUGGAAGUAUAUUUUUAGCAAGACAGAAUUUCACGUUCUUAUACUUGGGAUUGACAAAGCUGGAAAAACAACUUUAUUGGAGAAGUUGAAGACAGUAUACUCAAACUUGGAAGGCCUCCCUCCUGAUCGAAUUGUUCCAACUGUUGGGCUUAACAUUGGUCGUAUUGAAGCAUCAAAUACCAAACUAGUGUUUUGGGAUCUUGGGGGUCAGCCUGGUCUCCGCUCAAUUUGGGAGAAAUAUUAUGAAGAAGCACAUGCUGUGGUCUAUGUAGUUGAUGCUGCUUGCCCAUCGCGUUUUGAAGAUUCAAAAUCUGCAUUGGAGAAAGUUCUUCGGCAUGAGGAUUUGCAAGGAGCACCUCUUUUGAUAUUAGCAAACAAGCAGGACCUUGCUGAAUCUGUAUCUGCUGAAGAACUAGCUCGAUAUCUAGAUCUGAAGAAAUUAGAUGAAAGGGUUUACAUGUUUGAAGCAGUUUCAGCAUAUGAUGGGAUGGGGAUUAAAGAGAGUGUAGAAUGGCUUGUUGAAGUUAUGGAGAGAAGCAAGAGAACUGAAAUGUUGAGAGUCCGUGGAGGUGUGGCCGGUUCUACCCCUGCUUAAAAGAAAUAUCAAAUUAAAUUAAAAACUGUUUUCCCUGCUCUGUAACUUUUCUGUAAAUAAAUUAAGGUUCAUAGUGGAUCCUAUAAAUUAUUAUGGCAUGAUCAUGAUCAAUCUUUCAUAAAGUUGAGCUAAGUUGUUUCUUAUUUGUUUCAAGUGUUGCCCGACUCGUUCAUGCUGUUAAUCAUAGAGGCUCUUUCGGGAUCAAGAGAAUUCUGUACGUUAAAACUCAAUGCUUCAAAUGCAAUGUUGUCAUUUUUAUAAA
Molecule: messenger RNA, 1247 nt
Organism: Malania oleifera
Lineage: Eukaryota; Viridiplantae; Streptophyta; Magnoliopsida; Santalales; Ximeniaceae
Exons: 8
Coding region: 368-985 (205 amino acids)
Biological process (GO): protein localization to organelle; intracellular protein transport; Golgi to plasma membrane protein transport
Cellular component (GO): Golgi apparatus
Molecular function (GO): GTPase activity; GTP binding
Source: RefSeq, a predicted model, not a curated record